Molecule: messenger RNA, 3521 nt
Organism: Cyprinus carpio (common carp)
Lineage: Eukaryota; Metazoa; Chordata; Actinopteri; Cypriniformes; Cyprinidae
Product: interferon-induced very large GTPase 1-like
Molecular function (GO): GTP binding
Source: RefSeq, a predicted model, not a curated record
CAUCAGGGCACACUGUGGCAUCAGUGGUGUAAGAUGAAUAAAGAGCUAAAUCGACCUCAAGGGGAUGACCCAGAAAUGGAAAUUAGUAAUAAAAAAGUUGAGAUGAGGAAAAUCCGUGAAGAGCAGCAUAAAGCUCCAAUCAGUGAGUUUAUAAAUUUAUUCAUGAAACAAAUAAACUCACAUGCUACAAAUAAGUCAAUGUUUUUCCUCAAGUGGCUCAGAAUUCUCCUGGAUGAAUAUACCUCAGCUGAUCUUUCUGAUCUACUCCACGAGUAUAACAGAACAUGGACAGAAGUCUCAAAACUAAGUAAGAGCAGUAGCAGUAAUAAAUCUGUGGAACUGUUGCCAAAACAAACAGAACUUUUGGAUUUAUCAAAGAAACCUUCAAGAUGCAACCUUUGGUUUGGAGCACAUCAUGAGGGAGAUCGGUCAGAUCUAUGAAUCAUGUUCAUCUGUGAAGGAGAACAAGAAAGAUCUGCAGUUUGAUUUCUCUUCUCUCCCGAGUCUCGCAGCAGAGAUGAUGAUCUCUGUAUUUCCACUGGAGCUGAUGGAUGGAGAUGCGGCUCAUGUUCCUCUGGUGUGGAUCUCUGCUGUUAUAAAUGAACUCAUCCACAAACUGGGAGACCAGAGAGUCUUUGUGCUGUCAGUCUUAGGGCUUCAGAGCUCUGGGAAAUCCACCAUGCUGAACGCCAUGUUUGGACUCCAGUUUGCGGUCAGUGCUGGCAGGUGCACCAGAGGAGCCUUCAUGCAGCUGGUCAAAGUGUCAGACGAGAUGAAAACACAGAUGAACAUUGACUAUAUUUUGGUCAUUGAUACUGAAGGUCUUCGUUUUCUAGAACUGGCAGGAGGUUCAACCAGACAUCAUGACAAUGAAUUGGCCACAUUUGUUGUUGGUCUUGGAAAUCUGACAUUAGUCAACAUCUUUGGAGAAAACCCAUCUGAGAUGCAGGACAUUCUCCAGAUUGUGGUUCAGGCCUUCAUGAGGAUGAAGGAGGUCAGACUGACUCCCAGCUGUGUGUUUGUGCAUCAGAACGUUUCAGACAUCACAGCUGGAGAGAAAAACAUGGAGGGAAGGAGACGACUGCAGGAGAAACUAGAUAAGAUGACAAGACUCGCUGCUGAAGAUGAAGUCUGUGAUGCAGAACGAUUUAGUGAUGUCAUUGCAUUCGAUGUACAGAAAGAUGUGAUGUAUUUUGCUCAGCUCUGGGAAGGCAGCCCACCAAUGGCACCACCAAACCCUUCAUAUUGUGAAAAUGUUCACAACCUUAAGAAAACUAUUCUUUCUCAUGCCUCAAACUCAAAUGGCAUGAUGCUGACAGACAUAAAAAGUCACAUUAUAAAUCUCUGGGAGGCUUUGCUGAAGGAACGCUUUGUGUUCAGCUUCAAAAAUGCCCUGGAGAUCGCCGCUUAUAGGAAACUGGAGACAGAAUACAGUAAGUGGACCUGGAGUCUUAGAAAGGCCAUGCUAGAAAUUGAAAACAAACUACAGAACCAAAUAGAAAAUGGAGCAAUCAAUGAUGAGGUUAAGGAAACACAUCUUCAAGAUAAACUAAAUGUAAAAAGUGCAGAAGUGAAAAAAUCUAUGACAGAAUUCUUUGAGAAAGACACCAAUGCCAGUAUACUGAUUCAGUGGAAAAAAUCUUUUGAAAUAAAAGUCUCACACAUACAGGAAAACAUUGUUAGGGAAACACAGAGGAAACUGAAUGAGGUGCUUCAGCAGAGAGUACUGAAGAAAAAGAUUGAUGCUCAGAGGACACAAAAUGAAAACGCUCUCAUUGAGAAGGCCAAAAAUCUUGCCUUAACUCUCAAAGACAAAGCAAAUGAUGAUAAAAUCCUGAAAAGAGAGUUUGAUUCAUUUUGGAAUUGUUGUGUAAGUGAGAUUACCAAAGACGCACCUCAAGUCCAAGACAUUGACAUUUUAAAAGACAUGAAGGAGGUCCUUAGUGACAAUGAAAAUUUUUCAGACCUCAAGACAAAAAGCAAAAAGUGCAAUAUUUUAAAAGUGUCAAGCUAUUCAGAGUACAUACAGCUUAAUAAAGUUAAAAAACUAUUAAAAUUGUUUGGUUAUUCUAAAGAGUAUGAUGCCCAAAUCAACAAACUAAUUACAGACAUUGUUGAGCAAGUAAAUAAAAUGAUCAUGUCAUACAACAUUGCAAAGAUGGGCUACAAUAAAACUUACAUUCAAGAACUCACUGGUUUCAUCAGAGCAAAGUUAGUAGAACACGAGGAAAAAGAAACUACGAAAUAUACGUUCAAGAAACACUUCUUUAGUGAUUUGGUAUUUGCCAUAUUCAAUAAAGAACAAAUGACUUUCGUGAAACAACACAACAUUUUCAGGGAAGGCAAUGAUCCUGUUCACUAUUUUGCAAGAAAGAGAGAAGAAUAUUACAGAAUUUUCCAGAAAUACUGUCGGGGGCAACCUCAGCUACCAUUAUAGGAGAGAUCAUCUGUAACAAACUCAAAGAACCCAUUCAGCAGAGCGUCUACAAAAAAACUGCCCGGGAUUUGGCAGAUGACAUGAGAUCAAACUGUGAAUCACUGAAUGGAAACAGAUCUAAUCUGGAGAAACACAUCCUGAAGACACUGGCAGAAAAGGAGAAUUUUGAGGCAUUCAUAACCUACAUUCAUAAUCCCAAAGAACACUUCAAGAGUUUCAUCAGAGAUGAAGUCAGUCGUUACAUAAAUGAUAACUUCAACAUCAGUGUUCUGCCCAAGAUGAAAGAUGAUUUAAGACAGAAAGAGAAGCAGAUCAUAGAAGCAGUGCAGACAGCAUCUGAAGAGGUCGAUGAAAACAGUGGAGAUGCUGAUCUGUGAGCUGUCAUACUGGAAGUGGUUUGUCUGCAGAUUCCAGGAAGAGCUGGAAGAGUACUACGAGAUGAAAUUUCAGGAUCAAGGUGAGAUCCCAGGUGAAUGGAGAAACCACACAAAACAGGAUGCUAUUGAGAGUUUGGAAAAGUACUUCUGAACAAGCAUAAUGAAUAAUGAGUGAAGAAAAUGAAUUAUUAUUUUUAUUCUUUGAGUUAAGUCUUAAUGAAUACUAUUUUAGUUUAAGAACACCUCUGAAGAUAAUGCUAAACUGUUAGGGUUAGGCUAUAAAAGUUAUAAAGCUUUUUAAAAAAGUUUGAACUAAUCUUACUAAUCAUAAAUGCAACUAAUCACUUCUUUAUAAUAUGGAGAUCUGAAUUUUUGCUUUUGAUAACAAUUGAAAUUGUUAUUUGAUCUUUGUUGGUCUCAUUGUCAUUAAUAAUUACUAAUUAGCAACAAUGAUCAGCUCCUAAAUAUACACAAAAUACUUAUGUUUGACAAAAUGUGUUAAAAACUGAAAUGCAUGAAAUGCAUCUAUGUUAAAUUCUGAUAUUAAUCACAUGCAGUACAAGUCUGAAAGAGUAUUGAUUAUUUUGUCACUUUCACUGAUAUUAACGGAUUUUGUCUUAUAUCAUCUAUGAUAUAAAAGAAAACAACACUGUCUUGAUUGUCUUAAAAUGAUGUGAAUUCUGAAUAAAGAUCGGAUUCAAAGUGCA